Molecule: messenger RNA, 1976 nt
Organism: Leucoraja erinaceus (little skate)
Lineage: Eukaryota; Metazoa; Chordata; Chondrichthyes; Rajiformes; Rajidae
Gene: wnt5a
Product: wingless-type MMTV integration site family, member 5a
Exons: 5
Coding region: 827-1963 (378 amino acids)
Biological process (GO): canonical Wnt signaling pathway; neuron differentiation; multicellular organism development
Cellular component (GO): extracellular region
Molecular function (GO): frizzled binding; cytokine activity
Source: RefSeq, a predicted model, not a curated record
AGAGGGAGGGGGAGAGGGAGAGAGGGACACUAGAGAGGCAGCAGUACCGGACAGGUAGCGCCGGCACCCGGAGCGGCUUUGGACCAAGACGGCGCCGGCUCUCUCUCGCUCCUGCCCGACCCUCGGCGCUGCUUGGAUUGUACGUGGAGGGGACUCGGGAGAGAGCAGGGGGAGAAGGAAGCGGUGGCUUCAUCAGGGAGAGACACCGACACACACACACACACACACACACACCCAACGUCGGCAUGUCGGCCACAAGUCUCCAGCCAUGCCCGCCGCUGCCGCUCGCCGCCGCGCCACUGGUCUGAGCGCCGCCACUGUUCCUGCAAACACUUCUUCCCUGUACUGGAGCGGAGACAGCAGCCGAGUGGAGGGCAGGCAGGCAGGGGCGUGUGGGCAAGGGGGAUGGCGGGCAUCGCUCUACAACUGUCUCUCUGACCGCAUCGCUGGUAUUUCUGCAAACUUGUUGCCCGCUCAACACACGCCCACACUCUGCGCCGCCCGACUCUCCCUCUCUCUCUGUCUGUCUGUCUGCCUCUGGCUGCAACCCCGCGAAUGGACAUUGUGGUCAAAUAACCGCCGCUCCUUGGAAGAGGCAAGGCGGCUGUUGCCGAGCGCCUGGGUCGCUGCGAUGUGGCUCACACGGGGAACACACUGAUCGAUCCGGGUUUGGAGAAAUUCGACCUGAAGCUGCGCCAGUCCCGGGACAUCUCUCCCCGCUUCACCCUCGCCUCACGCUUAGACUGUGCUGACCAAGAGGGAUCCCUGGCUCCACAUACUACACUGUCGGCUUGGAUUUAUUUGGUGGUCGCCUCGCCGGAGAGAUAUGCGGGGCGUUGCGGAGGUGGCACACAGAGCGCUGGAGUCGGCUUUGAAAGGUACCAUGGCCUUGACGUCUCUACUCCUCGCCCUCACCUUCCUGUCCGGCUGUAAACAGGCCGUGGUCGAGGCCAACUCUUGGUGGUCUUUAGCCAUGAACCCGAUUCAGAUACCUGAGGUGUACAUCAUUGGAGCCCAGCCUCUGUGUAGCCAGCUGGCCGGCCUUUCCCAAGGCCAGAAGAAGCUGUGCCAACUCUACCGAGAUCACAUGCAGUAUAUCGGAGAGGGUGCAAAAACCGGCAUCAAGGAAUGUCAACAUCAGUUCAGGCAUCGCCGGUGGAACUGCAGCACGGUGGACAACACGUCUGUCUUUGGCAGGGUCAUGCAGAUAGGGAGCCGCGAGACGGCCUUCACGUACGGGGUUUCUGCAGCGGGAGUGGUGCACGCCAUCAGUCGCGCGUGUCGCGAGGGAGAGCUGGCGACCUGCGGCUGCAGCCGGGCAGCGAGACCCAAGGAUUUACCUCGAGACUGGCUAUGGGGCGGCUGCGGAGACAAUGUGGAGUACGGCUACAGGUUUGCCAAGGAGUUCGUGGAUGCCAGGGAGAGGGAGAAAAUCUACCAGAAAGGAACUUAUGACAGUGCCAGGACAUUUAUGAACCUGCAUAACAAUGAAGCUGGAAGAAGGACGGUGUACAACCUGGCGGACGUGGCGUGCAAGUGCCACGGGGUGUCGGGCUCGUGCAGCCUGAAGACGUGCUGGCUACAGUUGGCGGAUUUCCGCAAGGUGGGCGACUCGCUGAAGGAGAAGUACGACAGCGCCACGGCCAUGAAACUGAACGGGCGCGGCAAGCUGGUGCAGGUGAACAGCCGCUUCAACCCGCCCACCACCCUGGACCUGGUGUACGUGGACCAGAGCCCCGACUACUGUAUCCGUAACCAGACCACCGGCUCCCUCGGCACGCAGGGCCGCCUGUGCAACAAGACAUCAGAGGGCAUGGACGGCUGUGCGCUCAUGUGUUGCGGACGUGGGUACGACCAGUUUAAGACAGUCCGUACUGAGCGCUGUCACUGCAAGUUCCACUGGUGUUGUUACGUCAAAUGCAAAAAGUGCACCGAGGUGGUGGACCAGUUCGUCUGCAAAUAACACCCUCCCCCCC